AUGGCUGGACGCAACAGAAACGGGAACGGGAACAGGAACAGUAACGGCCACCGGAAUGCGAAUGGUAACGGCAGUAGCAACCAGCAUGCUAGGAAUCGCGAGGCAAGAGACCGGAGUGCAAGAGUAGACAUGGAUCUUGUCGAGGGUGUUCGCACGGUGCCCCCAUCCGGAUCGCUCAAGCCCAUGAUUGUCUUCCGAGAUAACCACCGUCGUGCGUCCGUUCUGCUACAGAACGCAACCUUGGAUUAUGGUAAGUUUUUGGACAGGGGAGCCGUGCUCCGCGACCACACCGUAAUCCUGGUGUUCUCGGCGGCUGAAAUUAGGAUUUUGUGGGAGUUGAGGGAGAUGAACCGGGCAGCUGUGAGGCACAACAAAGAGCGUCUGUGGGAGUUUUUUGUCAUCGUCCCCAACAGCAAGAGGCAAGGACUACCCAUCAGGCCUCCUUCACUGUGCUCUGAGGAGCAAACAAUCCUUAUCACCAUUAUUAGUGGUUGGGCUGUUGGUAAUUUGCUGGGGGUUAUUGCUUUACCAGUAUUAGACAUUGACUACCGGCCAACACUUGUCACCGGAGAUAUUCCCGGUGGUAACCGAGAACUUGCCGGUGAAGGUUCUGGCGUUUUUACCGUCAAAAUUCAUCACAGUGGGGGUUUCGUGACAAACAAAACUGGAAAACUGGUUUUCUUUCAAGUGGAGGUGGACUACUUUGAUGAAGUUAAGUCUGAGGACCUUAAGCUUGAAGAGGUUAACUUGUUUAUAGAUCGUAUUGGAUUCUGCAGGCCUCACAGGCUAUUCUACAUAGACCCUAAUGUGGCAGAAUUUGAUGGCUUUAGAAGGUUAAAUUCAGAUCAAGAUUUGAAAUCACUGAUGGAAAUCACGUCUGCAGAGAAGGGUAAGGCUGUUGUUAUCUACAGGAUAGGUGUCAAUGAAUAUGAUCCAUUACCGGGACCUAAACCCAAACGUCCAGCAUAUUUAAAUGAAGGUGAAGAGAGUGAUGCAGAUGAUGAAGAUUAUGAACCAGAGAGUGAUUACAUCUUGUCUGAUUCUGAUGAUGAAAGCAGCUGCAAAUAUGCCAAUGAGUCCAUGCGUACUUCCUGCUGGGCAAGUUUGAGGAAGCCAUAUGAGUUUGUGCCUCAUGCAUAUGUACCUGAGACUGGAGAUUCAGAAUCUGACUAUACUUCUUGUGAUGAAUUGCAUAAAGUUAAAGGUUCUGAUGACGAGGAGGAGCAUGUAGAAGUUAAAAGAAUAUCGAAAGAGGAUCCAACAUUUGAGGUCAGAACUGUUAAGUAUAAACAUACUUGUGACAAGAUUUGGGAGAAGAAUAGGAACUGCAACUCCAAUAUCGUUUCAAACUGGUAUCUUGCUGAUUUUGCACAUGAUCCAAGAAUAAGUGUGGGAACUCUGCAAUUUAGAGUUCUCAAUGAGAAGAAGAUUACUAUUUCCAUAACACAAGCUUGGAAGGCCAAGACAAAGGCUCUCAAAAAGGUUAGAGGCAGCAUUGUGGAACAGUAUGUGAAGUUGGAAGGUUACAUGAAAGAAACCAAAAAGCUGAACCCAGGCACCACAUUUGAGCUGAUGAAGAACCCUAACCCUGAACAUCCUAAUACCUUUAAGAGAAAGUUUUGGAAAAAGCGUGAUGGUCCACAACUGCAACCACCAGAAUUCAAGCAUAAGAUUGGUAGACCCAAAGGUAGCAGGAACAAGAGAGGAUCUAUUAAAGCAAGUCGAAAGAAGGGUAAAGGUAUUAACAAAUGCAGCAAGUGUAACGUGACUGGCCAUAUAAGGAGAUACUGCCCGGAUCUACCUAACCAAUCAAAUAAGGUAGCUCAACAGGGCCAAGGGACUGUUGUUGAUACCAAUCCACCCAUACCGAAGAGGAAAGGGAGACCCCCAAAGAAAAAUCCACACAAUCUGGUGGAUGAAGACAUAAGCCAACCUGUUGGGGAAGGAGAUACCAGCAAUCCUCAGCCGGCACAACAAAAGAGGAGGGUUAGGCCACCAACACCACACUCAAAAUGUAAGCAAUGCAAGGAAAUGGGACAUACCAAGUCCAUAUUUCGUGAUGCUGAAAACUGGCUUCACGAUGAAGAGGUUAUGGAAGAGAUUUUCAAUACCCCUGGUGCACCAGCUAAUUAUAUACCCAGUGGAUAUUUAUCACCUGACGAUGGAUACAUGCACGAGGGAUGUCGUCGUUGUAGAAGCAAUACUCAUGAUGAGGACAACUGUUCCUGUCUUGAUUUCAAAUGUGACCGCUGCAAUUACUUUGGACAUCUCAGAAACGAAUGCCCUUUAUCACAGGAGGAACUUGCUUCAAAACUUCGUCCAUCUAGUUCUACUGACCCAACUGCACCAUUCAUUGCUCAAAAUGAUGAUGUGGCAGAACAAAACAAUAUAGAUGACAGUUUGUCAAGCGAUCAGCAGCAGCACCAAAAUAUGGACCAGUUGGAACAUGAUUCCAAUCAAACUCCACAUGCUGAUGAAAGGUCCCCUGAGCGAGAACCAACAAUAACAAAUGUGACGUUGUCGGGCCCUCUUGAUGUUCAGGAAGCAGAUGUUGUAAUUCUCCCUACUGUCGUAACCUCACCGACUGCCAACAAAGCCAACAAAAACCACAAAAAAUCAGCCCCUUCAACACCAAGGAGAACAAGUGCAAGGCUAGCUACUGUUAAGGUAAGGUUCGAUGCUGAUGGUCAUGGCAGUAGUCCUGAAAAGGAAAUUCAGGUAUUAGGUGAGGAAGCUGUGGAAACAUCCGUCGGGAGGAAAAGGGCCAAAACCUUCCAUGGUCAAAUCCUGCCAAAAGUACUUUAUUCACUCAUUGUAUCUAAAGGCUCCAGUUCUAUCUUGAUUGUUUCCUUUUCUAGUAUUGAUGUAACUCAAACUUUUCUAGAGUUAUUUGCUGUUUGGAUUUCACAGUAG
Oldenlandia corymbosa var. corymbosa is the source of this 2913-nucleotide messenger RNA. NCBI's taxonomy places the organism in Eukaryota, Viridiplantae, Streptophyta, Magnoliopsida, Gentianales, Rubiaceae. The record is from the annotation of a GenBank genome assembly.